CUCCGCGAGCCGGUUCGUGUGUGUGUGGAUUUCUCUUCGAUUUCACUCUACGAACUCCUGCUGUAGGAUGACAAUUGACCAACAAAUUCAUUCAGCAAUGAUAUGACCUUCAGUCGUUGACAUCGUAAAAUUCUACAAACAUUCAUUUCUGUUGGACUCAGGGAGUUAGACAUGGGGACGGCUGUUGAUGACAUCAGACAACUGUUAAGAGACUGUGAGCUGUUUGUUUUUGAGAUCCUCCAUGAUGAGAAUCUCAGUAUUGCAGCUCGAGAGUCUAGGGAAAUUCUCCAAAGAAAUUUUGUUGUCGUCCAGAAAAGACACCCACAAGAAUUUCCCCACAGACUUGAGUCCAAUCCUGAAGACAGUUCAGAUGACAACCGCAGCUCCAGUCUGGGACGCUCUGCCCCCUCAGAUGAUAUGUCAGUGGCCUCUGACUACCAGGAGGAAGGAGGCUCUGAGCUUUUUGAAGAGAUCCCUCUGGUGGCUGCACAAGACCUGAGUAACAUUCUGAAGCAAGGUUACCUGGAAAAAAAGAGACGAGAUCACAGUUUCUUCAGCAUGGAAUGGCAAAAGCGAUGGUGUGUUCUGAACAACACCAUAUUUUAUUACUUCGGGAGUGAUAAAGACAAGCAGCAGAAGGGCUCGUUUUAUAUCAAUGGUUACAGUGCAGAGUUGGUUCCCAGUUUACGCAAAGACUCCAAGAAGAGCUCCUGCUUUGAGAUGAGUGCUCCUGGAAGACGCUCUUACCAGUUCACUGCCAGCAGUCCUCGUGAAGCAAGAGAAUGGGUGGACCAGAUCAAUUUUGUUCUUAAGGAUUUGAGCUCAAACUUCAUCCCUUUUGAUGAUGACGAGGAAGAAGAAGAGGUGGAGGAAGAGGAAGAGACGUAUGAUGAUAUUGAACGAGCAACAACACCACCACCUCCAAGACCUGGAGUAGCGUCUGCACAGGUUACAACCCCGAGAAAAACUCAAAACAGCCAUGAAGAGUGGAAAGACCAAGCACUGCCUCAGGAAGACGAAGAAGAUGAUGAGGAAGAGGACAUUUAUGAAAUACUUCCCGAUGAUGAAAAUUCUGACAACGCUGAAGAUUGCAGUGAGAGAACUGGGUCCUCCGAUUAUGCCAAUUAUUACCAAGGCUUGUGGGAUUGUGAAGCUGAGGGACCGGAUGAGUUGGCCUUCCAGAGAGGAGAUUUGAUCUACAUCCUCAGCAAGGAGUAUAACAUCUAUGGAUGGUGGGUCGGUGAGCUAGAUGGUGCCAUCGGCAUAGUUCCCAAAGAGUUUUUACACCCUGCUUAUAUUCUAUGAGGUUUGCUUUGUUGCGAAGAUCACAGAAGCAAAUGUCUUCAAAGUUUAAAUGAAUUGCAUUUUAGUUAAUAGACUAAUAAUAAUUAAUAGAAAUGUUUAAACUUAAAAAAAAAAAGCUCUAAUAGUUAUCCAAUCUGAGAACUAAGUGUUUUUGUGAGUAAGCCUUUUAUUAUUUAUGUGUGUACACUAAAAGGCUUAUUAUUGUCCAAGUCUAGUUUUCUGAUUUAUUCAAAUACAAGACACACAGACACACACACAAUUGAUUUCUACAAUACUGUUGCAAACUGGUUGAAUUCAAACUAAUUUGAUAAUGUUCAAAUUAAUUUGUUUAAAUUCAGCUCAAAUCAAUUUACAUCCACUACUAUAAAAAACAUAAAUCGUUAUUAGGAAUCAUCUUUGAAUAUUUUCUUCAGUGCAUUUAUGCAAAUAGUGUACAUAUGAAAACCAUUUGUAGCAUGAGAAAGUCAUUUUAGCAGUUCUCAUUUACUGUUAUAUAAAGACAGUGCUUUAUCAGCAAUUACUAAUUAUUUUUUUUUACUUGACUCUGCACUUAAAAGUUGUAGAUCAGAUGCAGUACCAGCCAAUUCAGCACGUACAUUCCCUGACAUAAGUCUCAUUAUUAAUCCCGAUGUAAGAGCAACAAAUAACUUGACUUCUCGUUGAUCAUUUGGAAAAGUAGUAGAAGGUAGAUUUAAACCAAUGAAUUAUCUGUUUAACUGCAUCCCAAUCAUCACAAAAACUGCAGACCUAUUGGAACCUGCACCUAGGAUUCUCACAGAAAUUCCAGGAUUGGCCAGCCCAGUCUCCAGACAUGAACAUUGAGCAUGUCUGGGGUAAGAGGGAGGAGGCAUUAAAGAUGAAUCCAAAGAAUUCUGAUGAACUCCUGCGGGAACGAUUUCUUUGCCUUUCCAGAUGACUUAUAAAAUUAUUUGAGUCAUUGCAGAUGUGUGGAUGCAGUCCUCCAAGCUCAUGGCGGUCAUAUACAAUAUUCUUUCUUUUACCACUGCACCAUGACUUUAUAUUCUAUACUGCACAUUAUUUCUGUUAGGUGACAAGACUUUUGUCCAAGCAAAGUCAGACCUUACUGUCCUAAUUAAAUAAUUAAAUAUCAAGACAUUUUGGUAAAAUAAGCUUAAUCUAGAGGCCUUUGCCUUUUAUAUAAAGCACUUGUGAUACCAAAUAGUCAUGUAGAAGUCAAGUUAAUAUUUAUUGUUCCUAAAUCUUGGCUAGGCGACAAGACUUUUGUCAGGUAGUGAAUAACUCCUAGAGAAAAAUACCCAUCAUACAAGUUUCUUUUUGUUAGCAAAAAGCUAAUUAACGAAAUUUUACAUCUUACGCUUGUUUUUUUUUGGUUGUUUGAAUACAUGCAGCACACAACAAACUUAACAAUUAUUCACAAAAAAAGCACAACAGCAGUUAAUGACAUGCCUUGAAUGUAUUGUAAAAACAAUAGUUUAUUCAGCAAAAUGUAUCACUCUUAAAACUGGACAAAAAGAACAAUAAAAAGCUUCCAGGAUUUGAUGAAUCAGUCGUUUCAGAUGAAAAUAUAAUACUCCAUGUAAUAAUUGUCAGCUCACACUCCAAAUAAAAUCUUGCACAUGAA
Messenger RNA from Danio rerio (zebrafish), 2908 nucleotides. It is a transcript of the gene skap1, whose product is annotated as src kinase associated phosphoprotein 1. NCBI's taxonomy places the organism in Eukaryota, Metazoa, Chordata, Actinopteri, Cypriniformes, Danionidae. Gene Ontology annotation, cellular component: plasma membrane; cytoplasm; nucleus. The record is from RefSeq and is marked validated.